CCGCAUGCCAUAGGCCCAAUACUCAGUAGCCUUGCGAGCGGAUCCCCCUCAUUGGAACUUGCAAGGCCGGAACCGGAACUGAGCUGCCGCCGGCCCCAUGGCGAGCGGCGGCCUGGCGGCUGCAUCGGAGGUCGCCGUCGUCUUCCUCACCCGCCCCGUCGUCGCCAUUGCCUUCGUCUUCACUCUCAUCCUCCUCGGUUGGUACGUGGCGUGGAGGACGGUGCUGGUGCACGUGCCGCUGGUGCAGGAGAUCGCCGGCCUGCGCCCGAAGAAGCCCUCUAGACCCAAGCCAGCCAACCGCGGCCGCGUCGCCAAGUUCUAUCAGAACCAGGCCGAGGCCGCCCAGAGGAACAGCAAAUCAGAAGGGACAUCUUAAGAGAAAAGAGUCAGCACUUUGUAAUAAGUGCCAGUUGCACACUGUCGUAUGCGAAUUCCCUAGUUCUAGUUAGAAUGCAAUGCUGCUGAUGACGGCGGUUUUCUAGAAGAGAAUAUAUAUCAGCAUUUAAUGGGAGCUUCCUGCAUGAGGAUGCGUCAGGCUUAUGAUACUAGCGCAUCAACUGUAUAUUGCAUGACCUUAUAAAGUAAGGACCUUAUAAUUGUAUAGAUUGUACAUAUACCUGCACAGGAAUGAAGAGAACCAGCGAACCACUUAUCCUUUGGAAUAUCAAUGUACUGCCUUCUCUUGUGCGAA
Molecule: messenger RNA, 691 nt
Organism: Sorghum bicolor (sorghum)
Lineage: Eukaryota; Viridiplantae; Streptophyta; Magnoliopsida; Poales; Poaceae
Exons: 3
Coding region: 98-376 (92 amino acids)
Source: RefSeq, a predicted model, not a curated record